CGAUUGUACUGAAGUGAAUCGACUGGUCUGACUGAACCGUUCGUUUCAGUUAUCAGUAAUCCGUAAUUAUUGUUAUCUACGCUGAGAAAAUUGAUUGAAGUUGAGUGUUUAAAAUAAAAUAAUUUUAUGUAAUUUGUGUUCGGUGUUUUGUGUAUUAACAAAUAAUUUAAAGUAAUUGAAUUAUAUACAUAGUUUUUGUCUGAAGACAUGCUUCAAAAACCGUACAUCUGCAAAUUUUUUCAUCAGCUAUGAAAUACUUUAUGCAUUGAGUCUGCAAUGUGUUAUGGAACAUAUUGACUUCAUCGUGAUGUAUUCAGCAGACAGUAAUAAAAAAUCUAACGACAGUGAUUAUAGCGAUGAAAAUCACGAAAAACUUAGCAAGAAAGACCUGCUGAUCGGUAAGCGAAAAGAUAAGAAAGAUAAAGGAUAUGCCACUCUCGAAGGAGAAAGUUCACCGGAAGAAGAAGUUGAUACAAAAUCACCAGGUAAAGCCAGAAAAACGAAAUCUUUCAAGUUUUCUUCGAAGAAAGAAAAACGAGAAAAAUCUAGAGAAAAAGAGAAUAAAGAAUCUGAAAAGAAAAAGGAUAGUGACAAGGAUAAGGAUAAGAAAAAAGACAAAGAUAAGCUUAAGAUAAAAUUGAAGGAUAAAAAGAAACCAAAAGGCGACCACAGUGUAGACAUUAGUGAAGAGUUACCCAUAUUUGGCUGUCCGUUGGGUGCCGCUGUACAACGAGAUCCUUGUCAUGACGGAGUUGAAAUACCAUUGGUAAUAAGAAAUUGCAUCGAUUACGUGCAGGAACAUGGAUUGUUGGCAGAAGGAGUUUAUAAGGUAUCGGGAGUAAAAUCAAGGGUCCAAUAUGUCUACGGUUUAUAUAACAAGAGGAAAACUGUCUAUGAAAGUGAUUUCGAUUUGACUAUUGCAACAAGCUUAUUAAAACAAUUUUUAAGAUCAUUACCUGAACCUAUUCUAACCAAAGAAAUGCUACCGAAAUUUGAAGACGUCACGCUUACGAAAGACGCAGAAGGGCUAAAAUCGUUUGUUGAGCAGUUACCGGGAUAUAAUAGAGCUUUAAUAAAAUGGUUAUUCAUUCAUUUUAAAAAUAUCUGCUCCAACGAGAAAGUCAAUAAGAUGAAUGCUUCUCUAUUGGGCGCUAUAUUUUGUCCGUUACUCGACAUGAGUCCACGUCUAUUUAAUAGUUUUUUGGCAUGGGUUGAUGAAUUGUUUCCAGAUACUGUGCUUACUCGCUAUGUACCACCCAUGCGUUGUGUUAGUCCAAACAUGCCUAUUACUUUAGAAGCUGUAACAUGCGAAUUAACUAAGCAAGAAUCGCUGCUAGGGCAAAUUCAUUUUGAAAUGAAUGCGGGAUUUAUAAGUAAAGAAAAAGAAGACCAAUUAUGGGGCGUACAAAGAAAUAUCACUCAGCUAAAGCGUAAACUGAAAUCGUUGGAAAAAGAAAUACAACAAAAACUGAAAGCACAAGAAUCUACAUCUUCUUUGCAAGAAACGGAUAAAGAUGAGGAAGGUGAAACGACUGCCAAUGCUUCAGAUGGGAGUGUUAGUUUGGUAACGGAAAAACUCAAUGAGAAUACAAGAGCUGACACAACUCCCAGUGUAGAUGAAUCUUUAGAUAAGCAAAUAAACUACGAAUCUAGUCAAGAAAAUUUAAAUCAUCCUCCUAGUGAAGAUAGCGACGAUGAAACAAAAGCAUUGGAAUUUGAAAGUGAAGAAUUGAUAAGUCUAAUGGAAGCUAUGCAAGAAGAAAUAAAAAUCGAACGCUUGAAAAUAAAUCAAUUGAAAGCUGAAUUAAGUGCAGCCAAACUUGAUACCAGUGUCAAUGAAUAUUUAUCAAAUCUGCCCGACGAAUUGAUCAAAGAUGAGAAUAAUCGAGAAGCUAUAAGCGAGUACAACAGACUGCAAAUACAGCAAAAAAUUUUGAUCCAUACUAUAAUGGAAGAACGAGAAUCAAUUGUCGACUUGAAAGUUCAGAUUGCUAUGGCUCAGUAUAAAUAUAAACAAGCAAAUUUACAUUGAAAAUGCGUCCAUUUAGAUGAUGAACUGGACAAAGAUACUCAGCAUAAAUUUCACUUCGUCAAUUUUAAUUAUGCAGACAAUGUGAAAAUGUAUUAGCCUAAGUACAACACUUUUAUCGACAAGCUUACGUCAAUCCAUUUGAGUUGCUUACUAUGUAUUUGACAUAAGAUAAUUGCGGCGUUGAAGGGACAACAUAUGUUACUAUCGUUACGGCGCGAAUUUACAAAUCGAAAAUGUCUUUUAUUAAUAAAAAUUAAUUAGGUACAUUACAUUCCUCUAUCAUUUUUAUGUUAUCGAUGAAUUUUUGAAUGAACUUGUAUCAUACAACUCUUGUAGACGUAUUUUGAAUAAAUAAUGUUUUUGUAUAAAA
This is a messenger RNA of Planococcus citri (citrus mealybug), 2402 nucleotides long. It is a transcript of the gene Rlip, whose product is annotated as Ral interacting protein. NCBI's taxonomy places the organism in Eukaryota, Metazoa, Arthropoda, Insecta, Hemiptera, Pseudococcidae. The transcript has 13 exons. Gene Ontology annotation, molecular function: small GTPase binding; GTPase activator activity. The coding region runs from base 284 to 2032 and encodes 582 amino acids. The record is from RefSeq and is a predicted model, not a curated record. Gene Ontology annotation, biological process: small GTPase-mediated signal transduction.